Manduca sexta (tobacco hornworm) is the source of this 8095-nucleotide messenger RNA. RefSeq lists its product as uncharacterized. Lineage: Eukaryota; Metazoa; Arthropoda; Insecta; Lepidoptera; Sphingidae. Bases 385 to 1431 code for a protein of 348 amino acids. The transcript is spliced from 5 exons. The record is from RefSeq and is a predicted model, not a curated record.
ACAGACAGUUGACAACUGUCAAACAGCCGCAAAACGAUUAACGAUCGAAGUGGACGCGUUCUCAGUUUCCAGAUAAUAAAUUUUCAAAUAAUACAGUAAUGAAAUAAAUUAUACCAUUUUUAAGGUAUUUGUCGAUUUAAUAAUAAAAUAUUGUUUUAUACUAAUAGCAAUAAUAUACGCUACCGGCGCGGCACGAUGCGUAUAUAACGACGGAUGCGUGUUGCUUGCGAUGUUCGUGUCAUUGAUAUUGAUUUCUUUUAUUUUAUGAAAGAACAAUUAAAAUAUGAUGUAGGCGUAACAGUGUGACCCGGUAACACUUGGCUUAGGACUGUAGCGGUGGUAUAAUGUCAGGAGUGAGUGCGAUAUUACGAUAAUGUGUACAAAAUGAAAACAAAAAGUUUUCUUGUGUUCUCAACAUCUGUAUUUGCAAUAAGCAUAUUCCUGAUAGUGUUCCACUCUCAGCCGCCGCAGUCGAUCCAGAGCAUCGUCUCGCAGACCCACCAGCACAUAAAGGACUUCCAGGUGUCUCUGGCGCAGGAGAACCUGCGCGAUGUGGAGGAGAGCAUCCUGGUGCAGGAGGAGCGGUACGAGCGGCUGGUGGGAUUGGCGGGCGCGGAGCCGUGGCACAACACCACCGUGCCCGCGCUCGUGACGUAUGCGCGCGGCGAUGCGCACGCGCCCGCCGUCGGCUUUGUGCGUGCCGCCGCACACCUACCCUACACGCUGCUGCUGUACAAUAUAGGGUUAAAACCGUAUUCCUUGGCUGUGGUAUCAAACUACUGCAACUCCUCCAAGUGCGCCAUUAUCGACUUCGACCUGGAGGCGUUCCCGUCGCACGUGGCCGACGAGAGCAUCCACGCGUUCAGGCCGCUCAUCAUACAGCACGCGCUGAGCCGCGUGGGCGGCGUGAUAUUCUGCGAGGUGUCGCAGCGGUGGGCGGGGCCGGCGCGCGCGCUGGGCCGCGUGUGGGCGCGCGCGCUGGCGUCGCCGCUGGGCGUGCGCGCGUGGCCGCGCCGCGCCGCCGUCACCUCGCUCACGCACCCGCGCAUGUUCCACUACCUGCACGCCGCCAUCGACGACUUCCUCUUCGUGCAGAUGAUCGACGCCGAGCACCUCAUCGUCGCCAACUCCAGCGCCGUCGGCGACGUCAUGCGGCUCUGGAUACAGUGCGCACUCACGCAGGACUGUAUCAUGCCCAUUGGUGCGCAGUCAGCCGGAUGCAAGUUCGACAAGAAGCCGCAGUACCGGUACUCGGGGUGCCACGGACAGGACGCGUCGGCGCUGAGCAUCGUGCUGGGGCUGCGCUCUGGGUUCGAGGAGGCGCAGUACGCGGAGCGCGGGCGCGCGCACUGGCGCCGCGAGCCCGCCCCCGCCGCCCCCGCCGCCGCCGCCCCCGCCAACCACACCGAGCGCUCUCGCGCCGACGGCUGACCGCACCUGACGCUCGGUACAUACGCUUAGCCGAAAACGGUUAGUAGCUAAUUAUUAUGAUUAAUGAUGUACUAUUAAUCUUAUUAACAGACAAUCCUUGAUAAAUUCCUCAUUUAUUUUGUAAUUCUGAGUCUGUAGAUAUACAUAGAUAACAUCAACAGCACACUAGUAUGAGCAAAAUAUUUAUUGUAAUUAUUAUUUACACAUGUAUGUAUCCAAUACCGAAUAAAAUAGCAGAUAUCUGCUUUUUAUUAGGUAUAUUUUGGGACAGCCCCUGUGCGUGCGUACUGUGGGCAUGAAUUCUAAAUCGAGAUGUAUAUUUAUAUAAUUCGCAAAUAUUUCUUGAUACCCACAUGCGCUCAUCAGAAGCGGAACUCUCGAGUAUUUCUUGUAUUUACUCAUAAUCAAUAUCAUUCAAAGGCCAUAAAUGUUGAAAAAAAAACAUCAAAACACAUAGAUAUUGCAAUGUAUACAAGUUUUUGUACACAUGUUUAAAUGAAACACCAUGUUUGGUGGUGUUUGGAAUCAAUAAGUCAAUUGAACGAGGCAGCUAUAAUGAUUCAGUGGCGGUUCUGACACACAAGUCAACAAAGUGAACCACUCUUUUUAUAACAACGAAAUAGUUACAUAUUUGCCGCACUUCCAAUCCAGGUCUAUAUACAAACCGGGUCGAUAGUAUAAUAAGGAACGAGAUCACGUUUUGGUAGAUAUUGAAUUAUAUGAGACGAAAGAUUUUGCGUUUGCAAACACCAGUGUAGACUCUACUUAAUCGAGAAACAAAAAUGGGUUCCUACUAUAAUCGUAAUCAACUCCAAGAACCGCCACUAUUUAACUAACUUCGCGAAAGAAGCAAAGUUGGAAUUAUAUAUUUAUAAGAACGUUUUGUGAAAUAAAAUACAAGUCAAAUUAUAUUGAAAUAUGUUAUAAAUCACAGCUUGACUUAAAAUAAUUACUAUUUAAGGUAUGUUACACAAGAGUUUCUCGCAAAGCGGCGCAAAAAUUCUCGUAUCUAAGAAGGAGCAUUUUGAAACUUUUUGACAGGCAUUAAAGCAUUAUAAUAAAGAGGGAAAAGCUCGACCCAAUGCGUUACUUCGUUAUUUCAAGAUUUAAAAGUGUUGCCGCUAUUUAUACGACAGCGCGGCCCUCACCACUAGCAAGCGGUCUGACAGCCCCGUCAUUUAGAAUGUAACCAAUGUUUUUGUGCUUCUACAUGAUGAAACUGGCAGACCUCUUUCAUCAAUUAAUCAAAUUUAAGAGUAAACAAGAGAAAGCCAGAUGCGCUCUGGCAAACGAGAUUUUUUUCUCUGUAUUACGAGAAAUAUUUAACGGUGUAUAUGAGGCUUAACAACUGUAUAUUUUUAGCUUAAAUGGUUAGUAAUUUCAUAUUAUAAUACUGGUCACACUAAGAAGUGUUUGCAUCCGAUGACCCACCCGAAAGACUUAAUUUACUUGGCAACAGUUGAGGCGCGUCAUUUGUGAGCAACAUAUUAACACAAUAAUCAACGUCUUUUACUGAACAAGUACAUAAUAAGCGACAAUACGACCACAUUGGCAAACUUGUAUUGCCUGUUAAAUGUUGCCUAGUGGCAAACUCAAAUGAAGGGUCUGUUAUUACGCAAAUUUAUAUUUGCCGUAUCGCCAGCUUUAUUAGCUGUUUUUUGUGUUCAACAGACGAAUGUAGAUAGUAUUAUUAAUUUAUUUUAAUUUUAUUAACAUUUAAUGUAUAUGUACAAUUCGAAUCGAUCUUCUCACAGGGGUGUUGACUGAAAGCUAUAUAAUUUUAGCAAAAUAAAUAAAUUAUCAAUAUCGACAAUUAUUCAAACAAGGUUUUAGGAUAUCAUAAGUUUUUAAAAUUCAAUAGCGUAAUUUAAUAUUAAAAAAAAACAUUCAUCAGAAAUAUAUGUUAUCCAAAAUGUAAUGGAAAAAGAAUUCUCAAAAUCCAUGCAAUAAUAAAUAAGUUAUAAAGCUUUGAAAUUUGGUGGAAGGGCUAGUUGUCAUAUACAGUAAUAGCAAACUGUGACGUCACCUAGUAGCAUCGGCCUUGACGCUGCGUGCGUGAGAAAGAGGUACAACGAUAACCGCACCACGCCACCGCUUUUACUCACUACAAUAUUUCAAAUAUGAGUAAUUGCUUUAUUUUUCAACCAAUUUUGAUGCUGACUUCACAGAAGAAUUGCUUUUUAUUAUUAUUUUCUAUAUUAUUUUCUGUUACAUAUAAAAUAAUAAACCAAAUCAAACAUAGGAAACUGCCCUAUUGAUGAAGCUAUUAGUCUCAAAAGAAUUGUUUAUAAAGUAUCUGUAAGUGGGUUUUGUCUUCGCGUAACACAGAAAUAGAUCAGAGUGAUGGCAGAUUGAAGGCGAUGUCAUUAAAGUGUGUCUGUCUAUUUGUUAACAAAAAGUUCUUAUAUCUUUGUUGUGUUUGAAGAUACUCGCAUAUAUUUUUCUUUAAAAUACCCAGUUCAAAUGAACAAUUUGUAAUAAUAAUGUAGUCAGCGCCCCUGUUUUAUUAAAAUUACAAUGCUUUGUGUCGAACCCGGCUUGUGUUUGUGUGAUAUUGGAAUAAAAAAGACCUUAAAGACAAUUUUAUUAGCUUCUGUUUAGAAUAGAGGCGGCAUUACAUAUUGUAUUUAUUUAUUUUAUAAUGGAACUUGUUCCUUUAAAAUGCAAUUUAUUUUGGUCACAUCAGCGGAUAGAUUUUUUUUAAUAUUAACACGAAAUUUAUUGUUACAGUAUAAAUUCGUUUGGUGUUAUUGUGAACAGUUAAACAUUGACAAUAUCGAUAUUUAAGAUUUUAUAAUUGUCAUUACUGUUGUAAACAUCUAUGGAAUAAAAUGAUUAUAUAGAUCGCAGUUUGCAAAUCUAUUUGCUGUGUGACAAUGUUUGUUUUAUAUAACACGUUAUAACUCGGCCAACUCUGUCCACGAAUGUUGAACGUCAAUACACGUCCAGACAGUGCUGAAUACUGUGCGACAGUUUUGGUCUACAGUAUUUUUCAUUAAAACUUGUAGGCUGCACAUAUUUUGGUCAAUAUUAUCAUCAAUUACCAUCAGCUUUCAUAGUAAUAAUAGUUUUAAUAGAUGCAAUUUUGAAUUCUUUUUAUCUUAUACUGAAUCACAAUAUAUAAAUAAUUUGGUAGCUUUUAAAAAUUGAAAGAGCAAUGCUGUCGUAGUCUACAAGUUCUUUGAAAAAUAUUUUAUUGGAGUUUAGUGUUAGCUAUUCUGCUGCCCUUUGGAAGUAUCUGCGGCCAAGAUGACAUAAUACAGAUACAUAGGUAUCCACAAAUAUUUCCUCCGGGCAGUGUAUUCCACGCUUGUACCGAAAGGUUGUGAAUCGAAUAUCAUUGAACAAUGACCGUUUUAUAUUUGUUUUCGUAUUUAUACAAUUAGUUACGUUAUGUUUAGUAAAAUGUGAUAUAUUUAAGUAUUAUGUUAGUUUGUGUGCGUGUGCCCGUGCGUGUGUGUGCGUCCCCGCGUGCUCGUGCGGAGCUUUGUUGGUGACUGAGUUGCAUACGACGUAAUGAUACGUUUUUUCUUCGCUUAUACAUUACAAACGCCUACGCUACAGUUUUGACGAUAUUAUUCAAUACAAAAGCAAAUGAAAUAUAUUUACUAACAAAUGUACUCACGCUCUUUGACCUAUAUCUGACAAAUUUCCUUCGUCCAUAUAUAAACUUGAUUAUGAUUUAUCUUUAAAAUAUAGUACAAAAAAUUAUUUAAAUAUUUUCAAACUAAUUGUAAGAUAUCUGAUAAGUCACUCACAAGCAACUCUAAGCACGAAUGACUAUUUUCUAAAAUAUGUGCUAAUUGUCGUGUCACCAAACGCUUUACACUAUACACUGUAUACAUACUUAGCCGCAUUUGUAUAUAGGUUAACACGCAUUUGCUAUACCAUUCGCUUGCAGUGUAUAUAAGCUAUGAUUUGUAUGCUUAAUGCAGGGCAGCUCGAUACUCUCGAUGGAAUAUUGCACGCGAUAAUUUAAAUGUAUAACCAACUGCACUUACCGGUGCUUCGUGUUCCAUAAAUGCAGGCAACAGCCUGGUAGCUCUGCCGAAAAUAGAAACGAAGCAAUAAACUUUCAAAAGGUAAAAAUCAUGGUCAUUAUAAUAAUGUUAUUCUAAUGCAGGUAAAACUAUUUUGAAGACAAAUAAUCGUGCAUAAAAGUUAGGAAAUUUCUCAUUAUUGUGAUGUCGAAGUUUAAAUGUUUAUCGUUUUGUUAAACUCAUAUUUUAUACUUACUUUCUCUAGAAGUCUCGUCAUCUUAGUAGUAAUUUAUAUUAAAAUAAUAAUUGGAUGACUAUUCUAUGCUUUGUAUAUUUUUGGAAACUUUAUUUCCUUGUUUCCAUUUUCGGAAUAGCCACAACCCUGACAACGUAUACUCGUAUAAGCAGGGUUAAAGAGGCCUUUGCUCUAACCUCGCAGACGUUAAAGCAAGGGCAUACGAAAAAUAAAGUAGCCAUAGUAGCGUAAUAUACCCACACAAUUAAAUUUAGAACCAAAUGCUAUAUGACUCAAUUAGGUUUGGCCGGUCUACAAUAGUGCAGUCUCCGAACGGUGCCAUAUCUGUCAUUAUAAACAAAUAUUGGCUUGUAACUGGUUGUUAGCAUCGAAGCUGACUGACGUGUAAUCACGUCCAUACAAAAUUGAUAUCAAAUGGUUGCAUCGCUCGGAUCCUGCACUGAUGUGUCUGCCAAAGCUAGUCGAUAACAAUUAGAAUAUAUUUACUGCCAUAAUUGUGUACUUUGUAGUUGUAUGUCAAGUGGCACGGUCAAUGUUUUCAUGUGGAUCUCAUUGUUACUUAGCGAGUUAUGGAAAUAAGCGUAGAGAUUUUUUUUGGUAUUGUAAAUACGUGUAGUGUAUAGUAAUAAUGUACAAAUAUCUUCGCGUUUCGUUGGGAAUUUUUUGACAGUUUUGCGCGUGACGUGAUAUCACGUCAUAUGUAAGGCAGUCUUGUCUUUCACUUAAUGAAGUUAUGUUUGCAUUCGGAUCGUCAUUUGGCAAAAUAAGUUUCAUGUAGCAUGGGAAUAGAUGUUAUUUUGCGUAUUUAAAUUGUUGUAAUAAUUUUAAAAUCUAGUCAUUGAUUAAUCUAAAGACCUAAUAAGAAUAAAAACGUAGAUUACUUCAAGUCUUAAAAUGUAUUGGAGUUUUGAAUCUGAAGUGAUUAUUUUGAUAGAAAUUAAGUACAUGGUAUAAUUUGGCAGCUUUGCAAUGCCUACAUGCAAACAGUUGCAUUUAAAUAAUUUUGGGUUCAGAAUAUUUUUAAUGUGACUCACUUGAUGCUAGGCGCCUGCCGAUAAGAAUAGCAACGUCAACCAGCACACUAAAUCCCAAUGCAUUGCAUAACGUUAUUAUAUUAUUAUGUGGAGCUGUUCCGGAUACACACAGGCCGGCACAACGGUGUCGACUGGCGAGGGGUAGUCAUCUUGGACCAUACUCCACUUGUUCUUGGGGUCAGUUUAACGUGACCCUAUGAAAAAAAAACAUGAAUUUGAGAAGUCUCAUGGUGCUUUAUGUACUGCUAUAACCAGCAUAGCUUGCACGCUCUUGCUGGACAUAUUGUACUAUCUGUAUCCAAUUAUAAUUCGCCUUUGGGAUCUAUAAUUUAUCCAAAAUUAUAUAAAUGCAACAAAAACGAUGACAAACGUAUGUAAUUUGUCAAAUUGAAUGUAAUUGGUUAAAAGAUUUCGUUGUGACGUUUUCCAAAUAUUGUGAUGUGAAAAAAAUAUAAUUCACAAUUUUUUUAUGAAUAGUUUUAUAUUCUGAAAAAUACUCUGAUAUAGUUGAAAUUGGUAGGUAAAUUAAAAUGUCAUAAAAAAUUAUAGUUUUUCUGUAUUCUUAGUUAUUUAUUUCUUGUCGAAGCGAUAUACGUGUAAUCUUUAAGGCUUUUUGUUUUACCUCGAAUGUAUAGAAACAAUGUACAGUAAGAUUACGUCGGAUAUUUUCUGUGUAAGAAUGAGGUACUGAUUUAUUAAUGUAAUGCAUUAAAAAUGUUUAGUAGAUUGUAAUAUGAUUUCUACUUACAUGUAUUUAUAUUCACAAUAUUGGUAACUUUAUAAUUUGCAUAAUCUGGUGCCUAGUUAUAUUAUUCUCAGAAAGAAUAACUCAUACACUAUUUAUUUAUAUUAUGCCUAGAUUUUUUUUUAUGAAAUAUCUUGUAAAUUUCCUUUAUUUCGUGUAAUCUAAAAUAAGAAAAAGAAAAACAAGAAAAUGUGACAUUUUUAAUAUGAAUUGAAUUCUAUAUGAUCUUUACUACAUAUUUGUAAUCUGACUACAUAUACCGCUGUUUGCUCUGUUUUAUGUUAACCUUAGAUGCGCUAUUUUAUUUUGCGCACGCACUAUAGUUCUAAAACAAUGUAUACAAUAAUUAUUUUUUACAAUAUCCACAAGAUAAAGCCACAAAUAAUAAAAAGACAAUGGCUUAAAAUUAUUGAAAAGUAAAAUGUCAAAUUAAAAUUGUUGCACAGUGAGUGCGAUGUCUCAUUUAGUUGGAACUGAUUAUGUUCAUAUUUCACUGUGCUGUACAAUGAAUUUUGGACACAUGUACUUUGUAAGUAGGUACGGAGGCCGCUGGACGCGUCUACAGCGCAUUUUACAAUAUAACGCAGCUUUUAAAUACGCAUAUCCUUAACAAGUGAGAAUUCUAUUAAAUGGUGAUUAUGAAUACGAA